This is a messenger RNA of Frankliniella occidentalis (western flower thrips), 1270 nucleotides long. It is a transcript of the gene mRpS2, whose product is annotated as 28S ribosomal protein S2, mitochondrial. Gene Ontology annotation, biological process: translation. Gene Ontology annotation, cellular component: mitochondrial small ribosomal subunit; ribosome. The transcript is spliced from 5 exons. Lineage: Eukaryota; Metazoa; Arthropoda; Insecta; Thysanoptera; Thripidae. The record is from RefSeq and is a predicted model, not a curated record. Gene Ontology annotation, molecular function: structural constituent of ribosome. Bases 123 to 1022 code for a protein of 299 amino acids.
CGAUUUUUGAGUAAAAUCGUGCUCAUCCUCCCUCAGUCCUGUGCUUUUGCUGUUGGUGUUGGUAACAGUGCAUUAAAAGGAGGUGUGAGUGAGCGAGAGUAGCGAGAGGAGAGAGAGAGAGAAUGGCCAUGGCCCUACCAUCAAGUUUGUUUUCAUUCGCGGCACGCGUGAUAGGCCUUCGUCAAACCAACGGUACCCGCUGGCUCCAUGGGGCGAAAGGAACUCUUUUCUCUGUGAGAGGCGCUGGAGAGACGGCGCUCCAGUCUGAUCAGCAACUCUCUAAUUUUGAAGAUGAAGAUUUAUCUACCCCUGAUAUUGAAGUGGAUGAUACCUUAGAGCAUAAGGAUUUUUUUGGAGUCAGAAAGUUAUGCACACCUUCGCUACUGUUUCAGCACAAAGUGCAUUUCGGUCACAAGGCAACAUCCCUUGAUCCAAGAAUGAGACAAUUCGUUUAUGGAAUCAGGUCAAACCAUGUUAUUUUCGAUCUAGAUAUUUCAAAUUUCCAUCUUCAGGAAGCAUUAAACAUAGCUGCACAUGUUGCUCUACGAGAUGGUAUAAUACUCUUUGUCGCUCGGUUGCCCCAUUGUGCCAACCUCAUUGAGCAGACAGCGAAGGAUUGUGGGGAGUAUGCUCAUGUAAGACAAUGGAAAAUGGGAUGUCUUACCGACAUCAGCAAAUACCAGAAGAUGGAAUGUCGCCUUCCUGAUCUCGUUAUUUUGCCAUCUACAGUAAGCGAAUUUGGAUCAGAACAUCCAGUUGUGGCAGAAGCAGCUAAACUUAACAUACCUACAAUUGGCAUUGUUGAUUCUAAUUGUAAUCCUAAUAUGAUUACCUAUCCUGUUCCUGGCAAUGAUGAUACUCUUACAACUAUUCAACUGUAUUGCUCCCUUUUUAAAGAAGCAAUCUUAAGAGGAAAAGCAGAGCGAGCAAAUCGUCUUAAGCUAUUAGAGGAAGAAUUAUCAAAAGAUCAAGAAACAAGAUUAAGCAAAUUAAAAUCAAUGUCUUUAAAGUUAAAUAAAUGAAAACUUUAUUUCAAAAAAAGCAUUUGUGUUAUUGUAAUUGUUUCAUGUAGAGACUUAUGUGUUUUAUAAUCAAUAUUAAACUUGUUUCUGUUUGCCAAAUGAAAACUUCAAUCAUUGAUCUUAUUUUGUCUACACAAAAUUCAGUCUUGUUUAUUCAUGGCAGCAAAAUGUUAUCUUGGAACAAAAUUUGUUUCAAUUUUUGUAAGUGUUAAAAAAUAUGAGAUUAUAUUCACCUUUGCAACAUUUUA